Molecule: messenger RNA, 1905 nt
Organism: Cryptomeria japonica (Japanese cedar)
Lineage: Eukaryota; Viridiplantae; Streptophyta; Pinopsida; Cupressales; Cupressaceae
Product: cysteine-rich receptor-like protein kinase 44
Exons: 7
Coding region: 1-1905 (634 amino acids)
Biological process (GO): protein phosphorylation
Molecular function (GO): protein kinase activity; ATP binding
Source: RefSeq, a predicted model, not a curated record
AUGUCUCUUAUUUUGGUCUUUCUAAUGAUUUUCCCUUCAGUCAUAUGCGAAAACAGAUAUUCUACCUGCAAUACUGAUUCAAAUUACACAGAAGAGAGUACAUACUCCACAAACUUGAAUCUAGUACUCAAUGAUCUGUCUCGUAACGCGCCUCUAAAUUCAGGGUUUAGCAUGUCUUCCCAUGGCCAAUUUCCCAAUAAAGUGUACGGCUUGCUCCAAUGUAUUGGGAGUGUAGCAGGAGAGACAUGCUCAGAGUGUUUAAGUGUAGCAUAUAACAUGAUUACAGACCGUUGUGGCAAUGGGAUAGGUGGGGAAGUAUGGAUGGGUGAUUGCUUUUUGCGCUAUGAUAACUCUAGUUUCUUUUCAACUCUAGAUACCACCUUCUUUCUGGUGAGGAAUGAGCAGGUCGUCAUAGGUAAUUUGCAGGGUUUUGUGUCCACUACCCCGAGUCUUCUCUCCAAUUUGUCUGCUCAAGCUCUCCAAAAUAAUGGAUCAGCUAUGGGAUCUGCUAAUUACUCAAGUUUGCUUAAGGUGUAUGGUCUGGUUGAGUGUUUGAGAGAUUUGUCAAUGGAGGAUUGCAGUUCGUGUUUGUCUAGAGCAAGGCAAGAGCUUGUACAGUGCUGUACUUCAAACCAAGGAGCUCAGGUUAUGUCAGGUAGCUGCACAGUGAGAUACGAGUUGUAUCCAUUUUUUGACUCAGCUUCAGCUAAGGCAAUUUCCCACGCAAAAUCAAAGAAGUCAUCACGAAGGCUACUGAUGAUAUUAGGGAUUACUAUAAGCUUGAUGGUAGUUUUGGUUGGCUGUUGUUUCCUAAUGCUAAGAAAAGCUAUAACUACAGUUUCGAGGAAGGUAGCAACCAUUGAGAAGCAGAGUGGAGAGACGAGGCUAUUUACGAAAGAGCAAAUUGCCUUCAGCUUAGAAACUUUGAUCGAAGCAACAAAGCAUUUUAGUCAGUGCAACAAGCUUGGAGAGGGAGGCUUUGGCCCAGUUUAUAAGGGAACAACAAGAGAUGGCAAGGAGAUAGCAGUGAAAAAGCUGUCCGCAAGAUCUGCGCAGGGGAGAAAAGAAUUUAUGAAUGAAGUGGAACUGGUGGCAAAUAUCCAGCACAGAAACCUUGUGAAUUUGCUUGGAUGUUGCAGCGAGGAAACUGAAAGGAUGCUUGUCUAUGAGUAUAUGCCCAACAAAAGCCUUGACACCUUCCUCUUCGACCCAUUUAAGCGCAGAACGCUCGAUUGGCAAAAGCGGUUCAAUAUCAUUAUUGGAAUCGCUCGCGGCCUUCUGUACCUUCAUGAAGAUUCGCAGCUUCGAAUAAUUCACAGAGACAUCAAAGCAGGCAACAUUUUGCUUGAUGAGAAUCUCAAUCCUAAGAUAGCUGACUUUGGCUUAGCCAGACUUUUCUCUGACAAUGAAACCGAAAUCCAGUCAAGAGUUGCAGGAACCUAUGGCUACAUGGCUCCAGAAUACGCAAUGGGAGGGCAGCUGUCUGUAAAAGCCGACGUUUAUAGUUUUGGAGUUUUACUGCUAGAGAUUGUAAGUGGAAGAAAAAAUACAGAGAUAGGUAUUUCAAAAGAAAAUCAGAGCCUGGGACUAUUAGAAUGGGCAUGGAGACUAUUCAAAGGAGGGCAUGCUCUAAAAGUUGUGGAUAUUAUGUUGGUGGGAAAUUGCUCAGAAGAGCAAGUGAUAAGAUGCAUUCACAUUGGACUUCUGUGUACACAGGCUAAUCCCGACAACCGUCCAAUGAUAUCUAGUGUUUAUACAAUGAUAUCCAGCAAGUCUGUACCGUUACCAGAUCCAACGAGACCUGCGUUUGUAAGCAUGGCCAGUCAGAGUCCGAGUAUUAGCUUCAUCCCUAUAACUUCUUCUGGGAAUGAAAUCUCAAUAAGUGAAUUAAAACCUAGAUUCUGA